Molecule: messenger RNA, 1378 nt
Organism: Perkinsus marinus ATCC 50983
Lineage: Eukaryota; Perkinsozoa; Perkinsida; Perkinsidae
Exons: 1
Coding region: 1-1197 (398 amino acids)
Biological process (GO): superoxide metabolic process
Molecular function (GO): metal ion binding
Source: RefSeq, a predicted model, not a curated record
AUGUACGUGGCGACGCCCUCUAGUGCGAGUAUCACGGUGAAGCGAGCUCCUAGGCCUACCACUCACGUAGUGUCUGAGUCGCCGAGUGAGGUUCCUCCUUCCCCGACGAAGGCAGUAUGGCAGACGGUGCGUAUCACUAUGGAGUUCCUGAGGAUGCCCUCUAGGGUACCAAUGAUAGUCGAGAUCGACCCGACUGGGAAGAGAGGCUCCUUGAAGGCGAAGCUUGUGGGUAAUCAACGCUUGGCUCGUGGCACGUACAUGCUAGCCGUUCAUGAGUUCGGUGACCGAACCAACAGGGGGAAGAAGACUGAGGUACUCACGGUGGAGGUAGAGAGGCAAGAUCAAAGCAUCGAUGAGGAGUUUACCUUUGAUACUAUCAGCGGAGCGGAUCUCUCGGGUCAUGGGAUCGUCUUGGAAUGGUACCCGAGGAAGCUACGGACUGGAGGGGGCGAGGUGGGGGAUGGUGGAAAGGACUUCGCUUGGGCGGUGAUACCCACAAUUGCUGGUGGAGUAGAUCCGGACUCGGAGCUCGACUUGAUCUGUGAGUGGUCCGGUGGCCAGGGGUAUGUGGAAGUGGUCUCCAAAGAUGUCGAGGGCGUCUUGUGUGGUGUUAACAGAACCCGAGCGCCGGUCGAAAUCCGAGCCGAUUGCUGCUCUGAACUUCUCACAGCAGGGGAGCCCUUUGGGGUGACGAUGGACGAGUCGGAGAAAUUGGCAGUAAACUUCAGAUUCGGCGAGGCUGGUCGGAGUGCGUGUAGAGCAUGCAGUGCCGGUGAUAAGCUCAUAUUGCGCAUGGCUCAUAAGGACCACAAGGAGUGUGUACUGGGACGCUUCUCCGCCGAAGACAGCGAGCUAGCUGGAGAGGUCGAUUGUAGCGUCUUGAAAUCUCAUAUCGGCAGUUCCUUAGCUGUGACGGGUAUAGCAUCCAACUUCGCUGCAUUGCUGAUGGUGAUUGGUGGCUUAUCUAUCAUAUGCUGGCCCGUGGCAUGGUGUGUGAGUAGAUAUAAGCGGUUACGGAGGAGGGAGGAAGGCUGGCGAAAACUCGGUGGUAACCGGGAAAUGGUGUCUUUGAGGGGAGCGGACGACGAAGGUUCUUUGGUCGAGAGCCCGGUGGAGUCUUCUCAUGGUGGAAUACCGACUGACGGUGGAGAUUCUGGGGUGCCACGUCGAGUAUUUGAGCGAGGUCCUAUGGAAUGAGUUGAACCAUUUGAUACUAUUCGUGUAUUUCCAUUCCUGUCACCUUUUCUGAAUCACGAAGAUGGCGGUGUUGGAAACGGCGUACGCCUGGGAUAGGGGACAUGCGCUGGAAAACUGAGAGCAGGAUUAGGAGUAAGCAUGUCGAGAAGUGGGAUUGGAAGCGUCAUGUGUUGAGUAUCAA